Messenger RNA from Thermothelomyces thermophilus ATCC 42464, 2275 nucleotides. RefSeq lists its product as uncharacterized. The record is from RefSeq and is a predicted model, not a curated record. Gene Ontology annotation, molecular function: cyclin-dependent protein serine/threonine kinase activity; ATP binding. The transcript is spliced from 5 exons. Bases 288 to 1952 code for a protein of 554 amino acids. Gene Ontology annotation, biological process: protein phosphorylation. Gene Ontology annotation, cellular component: nucleus. NCBI's taxonomy places the organism in Eukaryota, Fungi, Ascomycota, Sordariomycetes, Sordariales, Chaetomiaceae.
CCCGAACAUAAGGAACUUCGGGAGGUUGUCGUUCCUAUUGUGUGUAGCAUUCAAGAGGAGACACACAAUUAGGCCUCCUAGCUUGCCAUGUUACCUAUUAUUUCUUCUUGAAGAAUCCGCGCUUCUUCCUAACUCCCUGAUUACCGUCAUUCUCUUUUCCUCCAACACCUGUUCAAUCUCGCGUCGCAUCGCAUUCCAACAUUGAGUGAGGUGUCAGCAGCGAGCGGGAACGAAUCGCGGAUCAACACUCUCGCUUCUGUCUUGCAAACAACCGACUGCAGGCGACCAUGAGUAUUCUCGAGUCUAGAGAGCCAGGCUCUGCGCCUUCGCCCCGGAGCUUUGCCAUCGCCCACCAGCGGCCGAGGAAUAGCUUCGUGGGUUGCUCGCGGAUCACCGAUUACGAGGUGCUGAACAAGCUCGGCGAGGGCACUUUCGGUGAGGUCCACCGGGCGAGGUCAAAGAAGACCGGUGCUCUAGUUGCACUGAAGAAAAUCAUCAUGCACAACGAGAAGGAUGGCUUUCCCAUCACGGCACUCCGAGAAAUCAAGCUGCUCAAGCUCCUUUCUCACAAAAAUGUCUUGAGCCUGGAGGAUAUGGCGGUUGAGCACCCAGCAAGGAGCUCCGACAAGCGUAAGAAGCCGAUCAUGUACAUGGUCACCCCUUAUAUGGACCACGACCUCUCUGGCCUGCUUGACAACCCUUCCGUACACUUCACCGAGCCCCAGAUCAAGUGCUACAUGCUCCAACUUCUAGAAGGCCUGAAGUAUCUCCACGAAAACCACAUUCUACACAGAGACAUGAAGGCCGCCAACCUUCUAAUCAACAACAAGGGUAUUCUUCAGAUUGCGGAUUUUGGCCUCGCACGACACUACGAUGGGGAAGUGCCGAAGCCUGGCCGGGGUGGUGGUGAGGGUCGGCGAGAUUACACAAGCUUGGUUGUGACUCGCUGGUAUCGGCCCCCUGAGCUGCUGAUGCACUUGAAACGGUACACAACAGCUAUCGACAUGUGGGGCGUUGGAUGUGUAUUCGGCGAGAUGCUCGUCGGCAAGCCUAUUCUUGCCGGAGAAAGUGAUGGCCACCAGCUCGAAAUCAUUUUCGAUCUCUGUGGGACGCCCACAGAUGAGAACAUGCCCGGCUGGCGGUCCCUCCCCGGAGCAGAGGCCUUGCAAUCUCGUCCUAGACAGGGAAAUCUGUCGCAAAGGUUUCGAGAGUACGGCCCCGGCGCCGUCUCACUUCUCAAAGAACUCCUCAAACUCGACUGGCGUAGCCGCAUCAACGCCAUCGAUGCCCUCAAACAUCCGUAUUUUGCCACCCCCCCAUUACCAGCCAAACCCCACGAGCUUCCAUCAUUCGAAGAGAGCCACGAGCUUGACCGACGAAAAUUCCACGACCGAAGAGCGGCGCUGCCGCCGGCCCCGAAGGGCGGCACGGUUGGCCGGGGCCCCCACGAUGGCCCGAACGCGACGUUCAACGGCGACGGCUUUGGCGGUAGGAACGGCGUCAACGGUGGCCGCUACCCGCGGAACAGCCGUGGGCCGGAUGACCGGGUGCCGGCAUGGCACAGGGACCGGGGCUUACCCCCUCGGCCGCCGCCUCCCGCCGACGGCGACCAUCCGGACGGUUACCGCGACGUUAGAGGCGGAAGACCGCGCGGCGGCGGAGGCGGCGGUCGGCAGGACGUCGACACGUACAUCCCAAGCUACGACCGGGAUGGGCCUAGGAGGGAUGACCGGCGGCCGCCGCCGCCGCCGAGGAGGGACGAUAGGGAUGUCCGGCGGCAUGACUGGGGGGACCGGAGACGGGAUUACGACGACCGGUCGCGCAAUAGCCGGACGAGGAGCAGAAGCCGCUCGCCGAUUCGGGAUUGGGAUAGGGAUAGGGAUCGCGAGCGGGAUCGUGACCGGGACAGGGAUAGAGAUAGGGAUCGAGACCGCGACCUGUACCGCAGGUAGAAUCUGCGGGGCCUGCGGUGGUUCUAAUCGGUGGUAAUUGUCCUUUCUCCUCGGCAUACCCCUUCUUUCUUGUCCAGUCUUGAUUUGAUCUUUGAAGAGACUGCCCUCGGGCUUUUACGGUUGCAUGCGUUCGGGAGAUGGGUGUCCGACAUUAGCUGUUCGAUUGUACGUUUGACGAGACGAUGAGGUUUUGCACUGCUUAGGGCUGUGGAUUGUACGCCAUCACGGAAUCGUUUCGUUCCGGCCGCGGGCAUAAUAGGGGGUUGGUGUUCUAUUUAGGGCCCUAGCCCUCGUAUCCUACACAUCUCUGGUUAACAGGCGGG